AUGGUAUCUUCUCCACCCCUCAAAUCACUGACUCCCGAGUUGUUGACCCAGCUCAAAGAGCACAAUGAAAAGCUUCUCUUCGAAAUUAUCAGCGCGAACUCGAAGUCCAAGUUCUGCCAAACCGCCGACGAGCUGAGCAUCUUCCGGAACGCUGUCGACUCGCUCCACGAAGAUGAGCAAGGAUUUUUGCGGAACUUCCGCGAGUUGGUUCCACUCACCGUAUACGACGCUUAUCAACCUUUCGUGACUCGGUUUUUGAAUACACCCUGCCAGGAAUCUGAGGUCAUUGACCUCUUUGCACCUGGUUUCCCUGCCUUCAUCGCAGUUUCUAGUGCGACCUCUGGCAAGGUAGCCAAGCUUUUCCCGAGGUAUAAAGGGACGUUCUGGAACCAGGCGGGAUCUCAGAAAGUACAUACAUAUCACUUGACCUACAGGACGGUCUUGAAUAUCUUUCGUGGAGAUCAAGAUAUCGUUCAGAAAAUUAUGGUCACCACAGCGAGUGCUGGGUUCUUGAGGAUGCGAAUGGGAUGGAACUCGGAACAAGAUGAAGACAGAAUGUCGUCUAUGGUUCCAGGAGAGUCUACUCCGUACGCAGUGGCUAUGGUCAAGAAUCACCCCUCAUUUCUUCUCUUGCACGCGCUGUUCGCGCUGGCCGACCGUAGUGUGGACACUCUUAAGGUCCUUUUCUCGACAACAUUGCUCGACAUGUUUAUGUACAUGGAACGUGAUUGGUCCAGUCUUGUGGACGCCAUCGAAAAUGGGACAAUCCCAGAACUAGAAUAUAUUGAGCACGUCCGGGACCACCUGGAGCGGCACUUACAUGCGAACCCUGCCCGCGCGGCUGAGCUACGUACUAUCGGACCUCCUUCCAAAACCACUAUUACGGGAUGGGCAAAAUUAGUCUGGCCAAAUCUGAAGCAUGCACUCAGCGUCGCAAGUGGCUCUUUCUCGUCCGCUGUUCCAAAAGUAAAGCAUAUUCUAGGCCCCGAUGUGAUACUGCAAACACCAGCAUAUGCCUGCAGCGAAUGCGUCCUUGGUGUCAUGUAUCAGCCUGGAGACCUCAACCGAUUCAGGGUUUCGAAUGAUGUAUUCAUUGAGUACCUCGACGUGAACGCAGAGGAGGUCUCCAACAAUCUAUGCGCGGCGUGGGAGGCCGAACCAGGGAGACUCUACGAGCCUAUCAUAACCACAUACGAUGGAUUGUGGCGUUAUCGACUUGGUGAUGUAGUCGAGCUACUGGGCUUUGCUCCAGACGAUGGUACUCCCGUAGUGAAAUUCGUUGAACGGCGGAAGUCAGUCACGGAAUAUCUUCCAGCGCUGGUUGAGCUGAUGGAAUAUUACAGUGCGGUUAUCAGAUUCGAUUCUACAUUUGUCACCGAAGCGCAGCUAGUCCAGUCAGUAUCUUCUGCAACCCAAGACACACUCGGGCAAGUUGUAGAGUUCACUUGCUUCAAAGACGCCCGGGAACUUCCCUCAACUGUUGGAUUCUUUGUGGAACUAGCAAACGAGCCAGCUUCAUUAGGCGCCUCUCUGUACCUCGCGAAGCAGCGACUACUGGAUGUCCUCUCAGAUGUGAAUGAAAUUAUUAAGCGCAUGUCUGAUGGUGGGUCAUUCGGUAUGCCCACAAUACGUGUGGUCAAGCCAGGAACCUUCGCGCAAUACAGAAAGUGGAAGGGCGAAGCAGCUGCGACUGGCACUAGCCAAGUGAAAGUGCCUGUGGUGAUGUCCGAUACCACUGCUCAGGAGUGGAUAAUGAGCAGAGUAGAACUAGAAAUCUAA
Messenger RNA from Suillus clintonianus, 1779 nucleotides. RefSeq names its product GH3 auxin-responsive promoter. The record is from RefSeq and is a predicted model, not a curated record. Gene Ontology annotation, molecular function: acid-amino acid ligase activity. Lineage: Eukaryota; Fungi; Basidiomycota; Agaricomycetes; Boletales; Suillaceae. The transcript has 6 exons. Bases 1 to 1779 code for a protein of 592 amino acids. Gene Ontology annotation, cellular component: cytoplasm.